AUGCACAGGCAACCGUGGGCAACCUCUAUCCUUUGCUUGCUGAGUCUCUUACCAACCGUACUGGCCCUUGUGCCCCCAGAAUGUGACUUCAUCACACAGUUGAGAGAGGAUGAGCAAGCAUGUCUGCAAGCAGCAGAGAGGAUGCCCAACACCACCCAGGGCUGCUCUAGCACCUGGGAUGGGCUGCUGUGCUGGCCGAAGGCAGGCUCUGGGGAGUGGGUCACGCUUCCCUGCCCAGAUUUCUUCUCUCACUUCAGCUCAGAGCCAGGGGCUGUGAAGCGGGAUUGCACCAUUAUGGGCUGGUCCGAGCCCUUCCCGCCUUACCCUGUGGCCUGCCCUGUGCCCCUGGAGCUAUUGGCCGAGGAGAAAUCUUACUUCUCCACGGUGAAGAUCAUCUAUACCAUGGGCCACAGCAUCUCUGUGGUAACCCUCUUCGUGGCCGUCACCAUCCUGGUUGCUCUCAGGAGGCUCCACUGCCCCCGGAACUACAUCCACACCCAGCUGUUUGCCACCUUCAUCCUCAAGGCGGGAGCUGUGUUCCUGAAGGAUGCUGCUCUCUUCCAUGGCAACAACACUGACCACUGCAGCUUCUCCACUGCACUGUGCAAGGUCUCCGUCGCCACCUCCCAUUUUGCCACCAUGACCAACUUCAGUUGGCUACUAGCCGAAGCUGUCUACCUGACCUGUCUGUUGGCUUCCACAUCACCCAGUGUGAAGUGCCCCUUCUGGUGGCUGGUUCUUGCUGGCUGGGGGUUUCCUGCGCUCUUCACAGGCAGCUGGGUGGGCUGCAAGUGGGCCUUUGAGGACACUGCGUGCUGGGAUCUGGAUGACAGCUCCCCCUACUGGUGGAUCAUCAAGGGGCCCAUCAUCCUCUCGGUUGGGGUGAACUUUGGGCUUUUUCUCAAUAUUAUUCGCAUCCUGUUGAGGAAACUGGAACCGGCUCAGGGCAGCCUCCACACCCCAUCUCAGUACUGGCGUCUCUCCAAGUCAACCCUUCUUCUCAUCCCUCUGUUUGGAAUUCACUACAUCAUCUUUAAUUUCCUACCUGACCACACCGGCUUGGGCGUCCGCCUGCCCCUUGAGCUUGGGCUGGGCUCCUUCCAGGGUUUCAUCGUUGCCAUCCUGUACUGCUUCCUCAACCAAGAGGUGAGGACUGAGAUCUCACGAAGGUGGCAUGGCCAUGACCCUGAGCUUCUGCCAGCCCGGAGGACCCACACCAGGUGGCCGAUGCCCACUGGCUCAGAGGUGAAGGUGCUGACAUCCGCGUGCUAG
Orycteropus afer afer is the source of this 1272-nucleotide messenger RNA. RefSeq names its product growth hormone releasing hormone receptor (gene GHRHR). The transcript has 13 exons. Gene Ontology annotation, cellular component: plasma membrane. The record is from RefSeq and is a predicted model, not a curated record. Gene Ontology annotation, biological process: positive regulation of cell population proliferation; adenylate cyclase-activating G protein-coupled receptor signaling pathway; cell surface receptor signaling pathway. Lineage: Eukaryota; Metazoa; Chordata; Mammalia; Tubulidentata; Orycteropodidae. The coding region runs from base 1 to 1272 and encodes 423 amino acids. Gene Ontology annotation, molecular function: growth factor binding; peptide hormone binding; growth hormone-releasing hormone receptor activity.